AUGUAAAUUUUUAAGAAUUCUAAAUUUUUCUUUGGAACACUCAAAGCUCACACUUUACCAGCCCUUAAGUAUGGAUACAGUGAUCUUGAACCAGUAUUGAGUGCAACACUUCUUGAAUUCCAUCAUUCCAAGCAUCAUUAAGCUUAUAUCAAUAAUCUUAAUGCUGCAUAGGAGUAAUUGGAAGAUGCCUUAGCAAAGAAUGAUGUCUAGAAGAUUGCCACUCUACAAGGCACCAUCAAAUUCAAUUUGGGAGGCCAUUUGAAUCAUAGUUUGUUUUGGGAGAACUUGUAUGCAUAUUUAACUUAUUAUGCAGGACACCAAUUAAGAAUGGAGGAGGACAAUUGCCUGAUGCAAACAGUGCUCUGGUCUAAGAAAUCAAUAAAAAUUGGGGAAGUGUUGACAACUUCAAGACUUUCUUCAACACUAGAACUGCUGCAAUUCAAGGCAGUGGAUGGGGAUUCUUGGGAGUUGAUUAACAAUCAAAGAAAUUGAGAUAUUUGGAACUUCCCAAUUAAGAAAUUCCAUAAAACCAUGGUCUUACACCAAUCUUAAGUAAGGAUUCCAAAAUUUAUAUGAUUAGCAAUUGAUGUUUGGGAACACGCCUAUUGGUGGGAUUACAAGAAUGUAAGACCAAACUUCUUGGCUAACGUAUGGAAAAUCGUUAAUUGGAAGGAUGUAGAAGCAAGAUAUAAUCAAGCAUAAAAAUGAAUUAAGAAUAAGAACAUCCAUUUAUUAAUUGUAUUUUUA
Paramecium octaurelia is the source of this 747-nucleotide messenger RNA. Lineage: Eukaryota; Ciliophora; Oligohymenophorea; Peniculida; Parameciidae. The record is from the annotation of a GenBank genome assembly.